Phacochoerus africanus (Common warthog) is the source of this 891-nucleotide messenger RNA. RefSeq names its product small integral membrane protein 24-like. The record is from RefSeq and is a predicted model, not a curated record. The transcript is spliced from 3 exons. The coding region runs from base 102 to 422 and encodes 106 amino acids. Lineage: Eukaryota; Metazoa; Chordata; Mammalia; Artiodactyla; Suidae.
CUUCCUGCGGCACCGGCCACACCCUGCCCUGGGUUGCCCUGGGUAGGCCACUUCCUACUCCUCAGAACUUUCUGACCAGGGGCGAGGACAGGUGGAGCAGAAUGGAUAUAUUCUGGACGACCCCUGGCCAACUCUCCCUUCUCACAGCUCUGGUACCGCGGCUGGUUCAGGCCCAACCCUCAGUGGCCCAGCGGAAGCCGUGGCUGGUGGGGCUGGGGGCUGCGCUGGCCUUCCUCUUCCUCAUCUUUAUCCUCACCUUGGUCUAUGCCAUCUGGUGCCGCGAGUCCCGGGACAGCAAUAAAGAGAAUGAAGAGAAGACUGUGAGAAAGGAGGAGAAGGAGGGGGAGGACGACUGGGGGCUGGAACUGGAGGAGAAAGAGGGGCCACCAAACCAUGAAACGGUGGUGAGCUCCUCCAUGUGAAGGCGUCCCAAUCACCUCCUCCAGGCAGCCACCCGCCCCCAUGCCUCAACACCUUCUCCACACCCUAUCUGCAAAGACCAGGGGAAUGACUCCGGCUGGGACUCGGGGUAAAGCAUCCCUGAGUGCAAGGACUCAGGACCUGCCCCUGGUUCCUCUGGGAGGGCUCUAUGUGCAUCACGUGGUCAUCAUGUACCCCUGCCCAAGCCUGGUCUCCACCUAAUGAUUCUUCCUGAGCUUGGAGGGCACCCCUGGACAAGGAGCCACUCACAUUCCUGAGAACCUCCCCACUCUCUCAUUUCUCUACCCAUCUGCAUCACGGGCUCUCUUUUUACUCACUGAUUUCUUCUCCUGCCUCUGAUUUCUCUUGCCCUUUGGAUAUCAUCAGAGAAGCCAGCUCUACCACUCGUCCAAGUGCUUUUGAGGCCCUGCUUCAGUGAGGCCCUAGGAAUAAAGUGGAUCCCAUCCCCUC